ACCAAGUCCAGAAGAUUGUCUCAGAAGGUAGGCGGAACGCUGCUCACUGACUCCUCUUCGGAAGGAAUUCAUUUCCUCGUGGCUUCUGCCCUGUGGCUUAGCCCUCCAGACGGGAGCUAAGUUCUUACCCAGCAAAAAUGGUCUGCACGAAGAUGAAGCUGGUUUACGCUUUCAUUCUGGUGGUGGGCGCGCUCUGCUUGUACUUCAGCAUGGAGCCUUUCAAAGAACUGCCAUUUGUUCUCAAGAAAGAUCAGGGCAAGUUCCUGCGGCUUCCGGACAUAGACUGCAAGCAGAAGCCCCCUUUCCUCGUGCUGCUGGUGACUUCCUCCCACAGCCAGCUGGCGGCUCGCAUGGCCAUCCGCAAGACGUGGGGUAGAGACACAGAGGUGCGGGGGCAGCACGUGAGGACCUUCUUCCUCCUGGGGGCCUCAGACAGCACCGAGGAGAUGGAUGCCACGGCCCAGGAGAGCGAGCAGCACCGUGACAUCAUCCAGAAGGAUUUCAAGGACGUCUAUUUCAACUUGACCCUGAAGACCAUGAUGGGCAUGGAGUGGGUCCACCACUUUUGCCCGCAGGCCACCUUUGUGAUGAAAACCGAUUCAGACAUGUUUGUGAACGUUGGCUAUCUGACCGAACUGCUGCUGAAGAAGAACAAAACGUCCCGGUUCUUCACGGGCUACAUAAAGCCCAACGACCUUCCCAUCAGGCAGAGGUUCAACAAGUGGUUUGUGAGUAAGUUUGAGUACCCCUGGGACAGGUACCCACCUUUUUGCUCUGGUACCGGCUACGUCUUUUCCAGCGACGUGGCGAGCCAAGUAUACAAUGUCUCAGAGAGCGUCCCGUUCCUCAAGCUGGAGGAUGUCUUUGUGGGGAUCUGCCUGGCCAAGCUGAAGAUCCGGCCGGAGGAACUCCACACCAAACAGACCUUCUUCCCCGGUGGCUUACGCUUCUCCGUGUGCCGCUUUCAGAAAAUUGUGGCCUGCCACUUUAUGAAGCCCCAGGACCUGCUCAUUUACUGGCAGGCCCUGGAGAGCUCUCAGGAACAGGAUUGCCCUGCUGUCUGAGGGGAGCCUGCGGCCCCUGGGACAAACUUCUGAUAAUGAUAACCUUUGGUGAUGCUUUGGGAAGAUCUGGGAUGGCCUUGCUGGGAACUGUCCAGGGUAGAGAGAGAAGGCUGAGCAAGACAAAGCACUGAUCUCAACGCCCUGCAUACGCAAGAAUGGAACACACCCAGAGUAGCGGCUUGUUCCCACUUGGCACCCAGAGCAAUAACAGAUCUCAUCUUUCAGGCCUUCGCACUACGUUCUCAAUGUUUGAGACACGCCUUCAUCUGCUCAUGUCAGGGCUCAGUAUACUUAUGAAGCCAUGGAUGUGAUCAUUCCCAUUUGACAGGUUAGGAACCAGCAGCCAGGGUCACUCCCUUGUCCAAAGACUCACAGCCUGCGGACUCAGCAGGAAUGAGAAUCAAGUGCUAUCAGAACUCAGUUGGUGUCCCCCAACUGAGUGUCCCAUUCUUUGGGAGAGGGUGGUGGUGGGAGGAGUUUAGGGUGGGUGUCUUAAAGCUAACUAGCAUCCUUCUGUCCCUUUCCUGAGUCCCCUGCCCCUCACUUCCCAAUCCUUAUACUUUUUAAAUGCUAAGUCUGGGAUGAACCAGCUUUCUCAGGCCUCUCCCCUCAUUUGAAUGAUGUAGCUAGGCACUGAGUCUGUUAGCUGCUUGGUACCUAGUGCAUCUUCAAUAUGGUCCUAGGAGACAUGCAUGCCUGCAGACACUAGUUCACCUCCAUGCUGGAAGGAAACUGGGUUAUAUGACCAUAUGAAUCAGCCUGAGAAGCCAUUGCUGAGUCUUGCUGUAUAGGCUGACCACACUGCUGAAACCCCAGUGAGGGUGACAUCUCCCCUGAACCUUCUGGGGCACCUGGUCUCUGUUGUGGAUGUACUGAUGGAUUGAUGGUGAGCAGUGGCAGCCCUGGAGCACUUCAGUUCUCUAAGUUCAAGCUCAAGGGCAGCCAGGCACAGGCAUGGUCUCUAUGGGUGUCCAGGAACUUUGCUGGGACCUAGGCUGGUCCAAGCCCCUGGAAUGCAGAGCAUGGAGGUAGGGGCUCUCUCUGCAUCUGUGAUCCUUCCUGACCCCAGCUCUUCACACUGGGUUUAUCACAUGGUCACAGAUCUGCUGAGUGUUGUGGUUUGGAAUUUAACCCUGAAGGUUUCCAGAGCUGGGUAAAACCAGGGGCUCAUGGCCAUUCAGCCACUGUCUCCAGACACAUAAUCUUGCUCUGUACUGCGGGAAUUAUUGCUUCCCCCUGCUUUUUACUUUAUUAGAUCUUACUAUGUGCUUGGAGCAAAGGCUUCAUGUGACUGUGUAAUUGUAAGCGUCACAAUAUGCUCUCAUCUGAACUCAGGAAAACUUACUUAAUGGUCAGAACACUGUUAGGUUGGAGGAGGCUGGAAGCUGCCUCCAGGGUCUCGUUUCCACACUUGUUCUUGUCCCUCCUCUGAAUCUCUUCCAUAACUCUUGAGAAAAAUUCUUCUGUCUGCAGCAUUCUUCAAAAUCAUACAUCAGGUUCUGGACCCUUAGUUCAGAAUAUGUGAAAAUCUGAGCCAGGUAGAGAGAAAGGGUAAUUAUUCCUGGAUGUGUACUAGUGACUACAUACACCACUAAAACCACACCCAACCUGAUCUUCUUUUGACAGAAGGGGAAAGCCAGGGCUCCUAACAAUAUGGUGGCUUUGCUGUCUUGUGGAUGGAAGAGCUGGCAUCAGAACCCGGCACCAGCCUCUCUGCGUCAGACCUUCCCUUCAUUUAUUCAUUUGUUGGCCAUAUUUGCUCAUUGCAUUCACAUACAUCAUGAGCAAGGUCAAAGUUAGGGGUCUGCAGAGAGCAGACCCGAGUAAGCACUCAGUGCUGAGAAGACGGUCGGAAACAGGUUCUCGUGGUCACCUGUGCUCACGCUUGCUGUUGCAUUGAAGAUGGCAGGCAUCCUUUGCAGGUAGCCAUUCUUCAUUCUUACAGCCAAAUUGCUUGUCAGCAGAGGCAGCUGAGGUGACUCAGUGACUCACCCAGGGGCUGAGAUGUGGGACCCAUCAGCCUUCUCCACUGGCACAUCACGAACAUACCUUCCAUGUGCUUACUUUUCUCAGAAGCUUGGGGCUGUUGCUACCCAAGGAGUCACCAGCAUCUCCCCUUUCCCGCACACUGCCACCUCUGUCCUGGGUGUUGGCUUGAGUGUUGGUCUACUUCUUUCUGGUUCUGUCUGAUUUCUGUGAUUUGGCCCUGGGGCUAUCCGUAGAAUUCUCACAAACCUCCUGCUUAGACUAGCUUUCUCAUGAGGCCGUGUGCGUUUCGCACACGCACAAAUGACAGACCCAGGUGUCUACAUGCAGGUGCCAGGCUAGUUUUAUCACUUGGGAUGUGACGUAGUGAGCGCCUCCGAUCUUCUCUGUAGUGUGUUAGGUUGGCUUGUUCUCUUGCCUUUGCACAAUCAGCUGCACACUUGUCACCAGGCAAGUGUGUGCCAAAGGCCAGGUGUGCUCUGGUGAGGACAUGAGCUGAAGGAGUGACUCACGGUUACACACCCAGAGGGUUUCAUGAACUCCAGCCUGCAGGCAGAAGUGAAACACACACACCGCCAUGACCGAGCGAGAAUCGCUUUUACAUCACAAUUGCACCCGCGGUAACACUCUAGUGCCCACCGCUGGCCUCAGGAUGCUGGUUGGAAAGAACAAAGCCAGGAGGCUUCAGACAUCCUCUGGUUUCUCCACAGAGUCUGCGGCCUCAUGGCAGACUAAAUAAUUAACAAUCAGAAUGUAAUAUGGUGGCUGCUGGGCACUGUUUAAAAAAUAGAUGAGAUGGUGUUUACAUUUUCUCCAUCCCUUCAUGUGGAAGCAUUUGCUCUCUCACACCACAUUUUUAAAAUUAAGAAUUAAUUUUCUGUAUCCAUCGCAUUGGAACUGGCAUCUUAGCCUUUUCUAGGCUGGGUCUCUUCUGGUAGAUUGGGAUGUUUACUCCUCUCUCGGUCUGGGACUUUGACUCAGGUGUGUUGGGGAGGAGACACGUGUAGUUAUCCACAGGUCCUGAGGGGGCUUCCCAAAGGGGAUGCCUGACACCAGCCAAGCGCUGCAGGCCGUGAGGGUGCUAGCCUGAAAGUGAACACCAGUGUCCCUUCUGGCCUGGGUAACAUGGUUCAGUGGUAAGGUGCUUGCUGCCAAGUCUGGCAAAUAUAGUUCAGUCCUUGAGAUGCACACAGUGAAAGGAGGGAAUUGACUGUCACAAGCUCAUGGUGGGCCUGCACACACGUGCAUGCACAGACACAAUAAAUAAAAUGUAAACAAAACUAGUUUUGUUUUUUUUUUUUUUUUUUGGCAAAGGCUCCUUCAAACACUGACCUCCAAGGCUCUUUGCUUAUUAUUAUUUCUCAGUGGCUCUCCAUGAUGCAAACCCCUGUGUGUGAACACUGGCAGAGGUGUAUUAGAUUCCCAGUUACACCUCCAGGGUUUGCAAGGUGCUUUCAUUUGGCUGAUAAUUCGAUAGGAAAAUGUGUUGGGGGCUUGCCUCAGGUGUUGCUGGCUCCCUGUCUUUUAACCUAAUUCCCAGGAUAAGACAGAUCCUCAGAGAUGGCCUUAGAUUGUUCCUGGAGGUGAACAGGGAAACUGUCCAAGCUCAGAGUUGAGACGGGGCCUGAGAUGAAUGAGUUGGCAUGAAGCAUAAAAACAAGAGCAAAAUGUUUUAAAUCAAUUAAAAGCAGCAUUCUCUAACUACCAGGCAUAGUCAUUUUAAAUACAAGUAGAAAUAUGGAUUCUGUGGCCAAAUGUCUGUGUGUGUGUGUGUGUGUGUGUGUGUGUGUGUGUGUGUGUGUGUGUGUGUGGUAUUGCUUUGUGGUUUUGGUGCUGGGGAUGGAGCCCAUGGCUGCACACAUGCUCUCUCCAAACCCUGUUGAGUUGUUUUGCACCAUGCAUUUUACUACCUCCAUGCAGGGGGUCAUGGGACCAGCUCCCGAUGCCUGCAGCCAGUUGGAGUGCUGUGCUGGGUAGUUAUGACUGUUAACUCGACACAGCCUGGAAUCACCCUGGAAGAGAGUUUUAAUGAGAAAUAUCUCUUUAUUAUCAAUUGAUGUAGGAGGACUGAGCUCAUUGUGGGUGACCCUGUUCCCUAGGCAGGGAGGGUGUCCUAGUCAGUAUGAGAGGAGAAGGCCAGCUGAGGGCUAGCGAGGAUCAGUGUUUACCCUGUCUCUGUUGGACCACGGAUGUGCCCCACUGCUCUAAGUUCCUGCCUGGCUUCCUGCAGGAAGACACUGCAGCCUGGGAUUGUGAGCCAAAUAAUCCCUUUCUUCCCUACGUUGCUUUUUGUCAGGGUAUUUGUCACACUCACAGAAACGAAGCUAACACUGAUGCUCAGGGCCAUACCUACUCAGGGUCUCGGACCCUUCUCACUCCACCAUGCCCCUGGAUGUCAUCGCCAGUGCUAACCCUCUGUCCCAAACAGAGGGGAGCCCAGCAAGCUGUGAAGCCCCUCUCACAGAGUGGGAGAGCUGACUCAUUUCACUCGGUCACAUAAGACAAAAAAACACCCACCGUGACUGGAAGCAACCCAUCCGAAACUGAGGACACUUUGUGAUCAAGUUUGAUUUCCUAAAGGAUAAAAAAAAUUAAAUGUCUAUGUUGUUGAAUGGUGUUUGAAAUUGUCAUUUGCCUGUACAUUGAGGAGGUUCUACAGGCUGGUACUGUAUUUUGGGAGCGGGUAUAUGUAUUUAUGAUUUGUCAAUAAUGAUAUUUAUCUUUAAUAAAAGUUGAAUUAUAAGCAGCAUAAUGUAUGUGGGUGGAUCUAACUUACAACUCCUCUGAAGUUAGCAAUAUCCAUAUGGUCUAAAAUUGGGCUUUUUUUUUUUUCAUUGAUGUUUGUGUCUGGAAAGACUUUUUUUUUAAAUUUAAUUUGGCUUUGAUUUUGUAUGCUUAAGGAAAGUAUUGCUGAAGAGCCUUGCUUACUUUUGAAAUACAAGGAGACUUCUUGUUUCAAUCAUAUUUUGGAAGCAAAGCCACAGAACUUGACAGUUUGAAAGGCUUCCAGGGGCAGUCAGCCUUGGGUGAGCAGUGUGGAGCUCCUGGUAAUUAUGAAUCCAGACAGUAGGCAACCAUUCUUUGGAAUUCUUUUCUCUCUGGCAUACUUUUCUAUUGUUUAAGCUUAAGGAAUUGACUUAAGCUUAAUCCUAUGAAUUGACUGGCUGUGCCUUCGGUGUCUUUGGUAAUCAUUUGUUUUUGAGGUACAGUUCGGAUCCUUGAUCUCUCAUGUAUUAUUUAAAUGGAAAUAAAGUGGAUGAACCAGAA
Molecule: messenger RNA, 6317 nt
Organism: Peromyscus maniculatus bairdii (prairie deer mouse)
Lineage: Eukaryota; Metazoa; Chordata; Mammalia; Rodentia; Cricetidae
Gene: B3galt5
Product: beta-1,3-galactosyltransferase 5
Biological process (GO): protein O-linked glycosylation
Cellular component (GO): endoplasmic reticulum; Golgi membrane
Molecular function (GO): N-acetyl-beta-D-glucosaminide beta-(1,3)-galactosyltransferase activity
Source: RefSeq, a predicted model, not a curated record